AUUUUGGGCUAAAUCCUGACCAACUCCCUGUGCACACACAAAUGCACUCUAUUUGAAGCUAUUCUUUCAUGCACCAUGUUCUAUAGCUCUUCACUUGCAUAGGGGGUAGGGUGCUGUUAGGGAUGGAUCCAUGCUCUUUUCCUUUGUGUUCAUUCGCCCGGCUGGAGGAGGAGAAGAAGGAGAAGAAGAAGGAGGCGCACUCCCCCGCGCGGACUGCUGGUAAACUUGCACGAGGGUUUGGUUUCCACCCAUAAUCCCUUUCUCUCGCCAUCCUGUCGGUGUUGACAAAGAGCCGAGCGGGACGGAGGGAUGCUCAUCACGGAGGUCCAGUCUCAGUUAAACCCGUCUGUCUGAAAUUGGCCUGCUCUUCCUCGGCAGAAGGCGACGCCGGACAGCGCGCGCGGCGUGGCCGACCCGUUGCGGUCGGCUCCGUGGGAGAACAAAGUCACCAGGAGACGCGGCUGGAGUGCGGUUAUGAUCAUCAUCAGUGCCGGGGUAUUAACACACGGAACCGCGGCCGCAGCCCGCUGGGCUCCCUGACGGUUUUGGGUGUUAACAGAGCAGUGCACAGCCGCCAAGCUGGACCUCAACGGAGACCCGUCGUUCUCGCGGCGCCUCGCGGGGCCCAAGCCGUGCAUGAAGCGCGAGAGCAUGGGCCGCUGUGACGGGAGGUGCACGCUGGUGGUCAUCUGCUCCUUGCAGCUGCUGGCAGUGCUGCAAAGGCAGGUGUUUGAUUUCCUGGGCUAUCAGUGGGCUCCUAUUUUGGCAAACUUUCUUCACAUCCUGGCUGUUAUUCUGGGAGUGUUCGGGACGGUGCAAGUCCGCUCACGGUAUCUUAUACUGUAUGCAGUAUGGCUAGUGGUCUGGGUUGGUUGGAACGCUUUUAUUAUCUGUUUCUACCUUGAGGUGGGCUACCUGUCUCAGGAUCGAGAUUUCCUGAUGACAUUUAAUACCUCUUUACAUCGCUCAUGGUGGAUGGAGAAUGGGCCUGGUUGCUUAGUUACAACAGUACCUGACUCCCCAUUGGCUCCACAAGACCAUCAUGUGAUCACGGUCAGUGGCUGCCUGCUGGACUACCAGUACAUAGAGGUGGUCAGCUCUGCCCUGCAAGUGUUCCUCGCACUUUUUGGCUUUGUAUAUGCCUGCUAUGUUAGCAAAGUCUUCCUGGAUGAUGAGGACAGCUUUGAUUUCAUUGGAGGGUUUGACUCAUAUGGGUAUCGGCCUCCACAGAAGAGUUCCCACCUACAGCUGCAGCCUCUUUACACGUAGGGCUGGGUAGGAAGACAUGGACAGUCCCGGAGCAGAACUCUAUAGAGAUGCCGUCCUGUGCAUUGUGGGUUACAGUAUAUAGUUCUACAAAAUUGUCCGUGUUUCUUAAACUGUCUCCCUCUGCUGGCAGAAAAAUAAACUGCAGCACAGACACUGUGCAUUCAGUGAGUCACUGUGAGAGAAAGGCUAUGGGUGAAAGCUUGUACUGCCACACUACGUAGUGUAUGUAUUUGUGUACUUAAGAUGUUGAAGUGCACAGACUAUUUAGCAAAUUUCAGAUACAUAACUAGGAUUUAUUCCACAGAAUGCAGUUCAAUUUCAAAUUCACAGAACAUUGCAGUUGACAGCUAUGAUUAUGGUGUGCUUCCACUACACUGUUCGUCAUUUUUUAAUUUCUUUUAUUUAUUCUUUUUUUUUUUGUUUGUUUGGUUUUUUUUUUACUAAGACCUCAUUGACACUUUUUUUAGUGUUAAGUACAUACAAUAUUGUAUGUAAUGUGAUCAGAUGACAAUGUACAUUUUGCCCAUUGCCUGUGGGGGAGGGAGACAAAGCAGGCAAACCAGUAACUGACAAUGCCAUUGUUUUGCCUAUUUGCCUAAGCAUUGUGGGGGAAGAUGUGAGGACUCCGAUCCUUUCGCCAUGUGUGCAUUUGUGUGUAUGUUUAGUGUUAUUUGCGGGGAGGAUAACAUUUGACCCAGGUAACCUUUGAACUCUUUUCUGCUCCUUCAACUCCAGUGUGUGUGAGAGAUUUUUUUUUCUUUAUACUAUGACUUAAGCCAAUACAGUGUAAUGUUUUAGGUGACAAUUUUAGAUUGGCUAGUUGUGUAGUUGGGGAAUGUCGUAGGAUUUUCUGCAUGUAAAUAUCGGAAAGAUUGUAGAGAGAAUGUACAUUGGUGUGGAUCUCGCUCAAAUGUGCAUAAGUGUAUGUAUGAGUGGAUUAAAAUUAUGUUCUUGUCCACUUUAGGAUGAAUGUGAGUAGCCAUAAUUGUUUU
Silurus meridionalis is the source of this 2261-nucleotide messenger RNA. It is a transcript of the gene nkain1, whose product is annotated as sodium/potassium transporting ATPase interacting 1. The record is from RefSeq and is a predicted model, not a curated record. Bases 637 to 1269 code for a protein of 210 amino acids. Gene Ontology annotation, biological process: regulation of sodium ion transport. NCBI's taxonomy places the organism in Eukaryota, Metazoa, Chordata, Actinopteri, Siluriformes, Siluridae. The transcript is spliced from 8 exons.